This is a messenger RNA of Solanum lycopersicum (tomato), 1773 nucleotides long. RefSeq lists its product as uncharacterized. Gene Ontology annotation, biological process: positive regulation of ubiquitin-dependent protein catabolic process. The record is from RefSeq and is a predicted model, not a curated record. Lineage: Eukaryota; Viridiplantae; Streptophyta; Magnoliopsida; Solanales; Solanaceae. Gene Ontology annotation, molecular function: cullin family protein binding.
AUAGUAAAGGGAUCUAAACCCCUGUCAAAAUCUUCAGAGAAAAAUGGAAGAAUCGCAAGAUAUUCUACUGAAUUCCAUCGCCAGCUCCGGCGUAACGAUUCCUUCCGGCGUCUCAUCGGUGAAAGAUCUCACGCCGCCGACGUUAUUUGCCGUCUCCUCCCAGGCUUUGUACCUCAUUGACCGCCAAAACUCGUCGUUUCCCGCUUCCUUGCCGGAGAAUUCAGUUGCCGACCGCUCAAAACUCUGCUCAGAGCUUGCCUCCGCUUUCAAAUCUAUAGGUUUCGUCGGAGAUAUCAGCUUUCACAAGUUCCUUUAUCCAUCGGAAGAGGACUUGUACGAGUUGAUAAGGUUCUUGGUUGGGAGGCUAUCUGAUGAUGAAGCUCGAAAAGAGUUAGUUCGAGAAUCUAAAAGAGUUCUUAAGACUCCAGAAGAAAAGCUUGAUGAUGCAGGACUGCUGCCACGUAAGGGGCUUUCGGAGAGACAGGUUGAUCCGUUGAUGAGGAUGACACAAACACCAGAGGCGUCAAAGGAAUCUGAUCUUAUUCCGAAUAAGAUGGAAGAGGUUUAUAAUGGUGUUGAAAUACCUAUAGAAGGUGGAACUGGUUCUAGCAAUGGGACGUCAAGUGGUGAACAAGACGUCCUAGAUUUGGUGGAGGGCGUUAGGAGGAGCUCUUUGAGAGACGGUGAGCAGAAUUUUGAGUAUGGACAAGGACAACAAUCAACUUCACCAUGUGAGCAUUUGCCUCAGACGAACUGCAAGACGGAAACUUUACGAGAUCAAAAGGAAAUGCUUGUGGAGAAUUCAGUCUCAAGCUCUGUUCAAUUACAAGAACUGCAAGAAAAACUUGAUUUAUUGAAAGCAGCAGUUGAAAUGGCUUCUGAUCACAAACAUCCCAGUGACUUUUAUGUGAAUCAGCUAAACGAUCAGGUGGAAGUGAAAAGGGGCAAAAUUGUUGAAAUGGAAAGUCACUGCAUUGAUAGAAGCAAGGCCCUUGAGCAAAAGAAGGUUUCUCUUGAGGAAAAGUUAAGAGCAACAAAUCCAGAGACCUAUGAAAAAUAUAAAAAGGUGGAAGAGAUUGAGUUGAAGUUGGAGAAUAUAUUAGCCGAAAACAAAAGAAGAGAGGAAGAACUCAUUGUACUCUCAGCCAAGGCUGAGAAGCAGCCCAAAUUACAACCUAGAAGAACCUACAUUCAGCGUGUUGAAGAGAUCACCAAAAACAGCCGGAAGCAGGAUGUGGACAUAGAAAGAAUAUUAAAAGAAACAAGGGAGCUUCAGUUAGAGAGCAACUUUGUCCAAGAACGGCUUAAUCGAACUCGUGCAGUGGUUGAUGAGACCGUGUUCAGGGAGGUAAAAAAGGACCAAGUGGGAGAACAAGCUUACAGGAUACUGACUAACAUCCAUGACAGCUUUGAACAAAUAGCUGAAAAUCUUCUUGCAACGGAUAGAACUCGGCGAGAAGUGACUGAUUAUGAAGGUAAACUUGCAAACAUGGCACCUCGAAGUGUUAAUAUUGACAAGCUGAAAGCAGAUCUUGACACCAUCAGGAGGGAAAAUGAUCUUCUAGAAAAGAAAUUAUCCUAAGACUCAUCACAAAGUAUAGGGUAGAACAGUUGGAGUUGAUUGAUUAUUUAAGAUGAAUGUUAUGAACACUGGGUUUUCAUUUUAUGCUGUAAUGUUCUAGUAACACACACACACAUACGCACAUUGAUCUACCUAUCAACUUUUUGUGGAAUCCAUUGCCGGGUUAUAAUAGUGCUGCAAUAUCUUGAUGA